Molecule: messenger RNA, 2230 nt
Organism: Benincasa hispida (wax gourd)
Lineage: Eukaryota; Viridiplantae; Streptophyta; Magnoliopsida; Cucurbitales; Cucurbitaceae
Product: cysteine-rich receptor-like protein kinase 10
Biological process (GO): protein phosphorylation
Cellular component (GO): plasma membrane
Molecular function (GO): protein serine/threonine kinase activity; ATP binding
Source: RefSeq, a predicted model, not a curated record
GGUUCAGACAUCACUCCCUCUUCAACCUAUUAUUUAAUCCUCUCCUCAAUUUUAUAUCAGAGGAAAAAACCCCCGAGAGAAGUUGCUGUUCUUCUUACAGACGUAAAAUUAAAUAGAUAUGGGAAAUUUGAGUUUGAGAUCAAGGCUUUUCUUCCUCUCCUUUGUUAUUUCACAAUUGAUGUUCAUAACCACAACAUCUCAGCCAGACUUCUUUUAUUACAUCUGUUCAAACGAAGCCAACUACACCAACAACAGCCCAUUCAAGAAAAAUCUCGACAACGUUCUUGCUUCAAUCUCCUCCAGUUCCAACAACACCGACAGCCGCCGGGUCGACUAUGGUUUCUAUAAUGCCACCUCCGGUGAAGAUCCCGACACAGCCAACGGAAAGGUUCUUUGUCGUAAAGGAGUUCCGUUGGAACAAUGCAGAAGUUGCGUGAAUGACUCAGUCCGUAGAAUUACGCAAAACUGUCCAACACAGAAGGAAGGUGCAGGAUGGUACCAUGAUUGCCAAAUUCUUUACUCAAACAACUCUGUUCACGAUGAGACAGAUUUGUCUGUGAAUCAAAUUUAUUACAACCUCGUUACAGCCCCAGACAAGAACAGUUUCAAUGAGGACCUGAGAGGGUUGCUGGAUCGGCUGCGAGAAGAGGCUGCGUCAGGGACUUCGAUUCGAAAGUCUGCUGGCGGAGAUGUGAAGCUUAAAAAUCCGAAUAUGUAUACAAUAUAUGGGCUUGUUGAUUGUUUUCCGACAUGUCGUAUUUCUAUUGUGAUGUCUCGCCUCAGUCGACUUCAAAGUUAUCUUCCUACCUGUUGUACUGGCAGCAUAGGAGCAGAGAUUUUGGCAGCUAGUGUCGCAAUCAAUUAUGAACACCCUUUGUAUGAGUCACUUCUCUCUCCGCCCCGACCCCUGCUCCCACCACCGCCUCCGCUUUCAGCUCCUAAUCUCCCCCCUCCAUCUUCCCUGUCAACACAAGGAAAUAAUGGCAAUACAGUUAGAACUGUAAUAAUUGUUGUGGUGUCCGUCGCUUCAGCCAUCAUUCUCAUUGCUGGGAUUUGCUUGAUUCUGAGAUUGAGAAACAGAAAGCAGAAAAGACGAUUAAGAAAAUUUGAAAGUGUUGCUGUUGAAGAUGCCAGUGAUGAAAUUAGCAGUAUUGAGACAAUUCAAUUUGAUUUUGAUGUUAUUAAAGUUGCAACUAAUGACUUCUCAAGUGAAAACAAGCUAGGACAGGGUGGAUUUGGACCUGUUUACAUGGGCAAGCUACCUAAUGGACAACAUAUUGCAGUGAAGAGACUUGCACAUAAUUCACAACAAGGAAAUGCCGAAUGCAAAAAUGAAGUCCUUUUGUUAGUCAAGCUUCAGCAUCGAAACUUGGUUAGGCUAUUGGGAUUCUGUUUGCAAGGAAGCGAAAGACUUCUCAUAUAUGAGUUUGUACCAAAUGGCAGCCUUGAUCAUUUCCUAUUUGAUCUUGAGAAGCGGACACAAUUAAGUUGGGAAAGACGAUACAAAAUCAUAAAUGGUAUUGCGCGAGGACUUCUUUACCUUCAUGAAGAUUCUCGCCUUCGAAUCAUUCAUCGUGAUCUCAAAGCUAGCAAUAUUUUGUUGGAUGAAGAAAUGAAUCCAAAGAUUGCGGAUUUUGGUCUAGCAAGAUUGUUUCAAAUAGAUGAGACUCAAGGCAAUACAAAUAGAAUUGUGGGAACUUAUGGUUAUAUGGCUCCUGAGUAUGUAGUGCAUGGACAAUUUUCAGUAAAAUCUGAUGUCUUUAGCUUUGGUGUUUUGGUUCUUGAAAUUGUGAGUGGCAAAAAAAACAAAUGUUUUUGCAAUGAAGAAAAUAUUGAAGAUCUUCCGAGCUUUACUUGGAAUAAUUGGAGGGCUGGAACAACUACAAAUGCCAUAGAUUCAACCCUCAAUGUAGGUUCAAGGAUUGAAAUGAUAAGAUGCAUUCACAUUGGACUAUUGUGUGUUCAAGAAAAUGUAGCAAACCGACCAACAAUGACUUCGGUAGUUACGAUGCUAAGUAGUUCUUCUCUGACUCUUCCUAUACCCUCUAAACCGGCAUUCUUCAUGCAUAGUAUCACCAAUGGAUCCAAAACAAUGUUAGCAUUGGAUGAGACUAAUCAUUCUAAAACCACAUCUUUUCAACAUUCAACAAAUGAUGCUUCAAUUACAGAGCUCCAUCCUCGUUAAGUUGUCAUCGUGUAUUUUGGCUAUAAAGCAUAUGUAACUUUGAAA